GUAGAAAACAUCCCGCUCAACGUAGCGCCGUUCGCUCCGCCCACAUUUACUGCAGUUCCCUGUCAGAGCUCAGAAAACGCCUUUGCACGGGACAGGCUCUACAAAUAAAGUCAAUUCAAGACAUUUUUUUGGUUUCGAAUGUCUGGUGCACAUGUUGAUUUAACAGAGUUCAUGGAUGCUUCCGGAUUAAUGUAUAAACAGAUCAGAUCCUGAGUAGAAGACGACCAUCUGGACGCUGCGUCCACAGAGCUACAAUGUUUCAGACGCUACGGACGUUUUUACUAUCAAAAGCCCGGUGUUGGGAUGCCGACAGUCAGAGGUCAUACCAGGACCUGUUUGAGAAGCUUGAUACCAAUAAAGAUGGAAAAGUGGAUGUCGCCGAAUUACGCGCGGGACUCAAAGCAAUGGGCAUAUUCCGCCAGGGUGCUGCACAGAAAAUUGUGUCAUCCGGUGACCAAAACAAGGAUGGGAGUCUGGACUUCAACGAAUUCACCAAAUAUCUGAAAGAGCAUGAGAAGAAACUGAGACUGACAUUCAAAAGCCUGGACAGAAACAAUGAUGGGCGCAUUGAUGCCUCAGAGGUUCAGCAGUCCCUUGCAGAGUUGGGCAUCAAUAUCAGCAGAGAAGAUGCCCAAAAAAUCUUGCAGAGUAUGGACAUAGAUGGAAGCAUGAUGGUGGACUGGAACGAGUGGAGGGAACACUUCCUACUAUACCCUGAACACAACCUGGAAGAGAUCAUACGCCACUGGAAACACUCCUCGAUUCUGGACAUCGGUGACAGUCUCGCCAUCCCUGAUGAAUUCACAGAGGAGGAAAAAAGCACAGGCGGCUGGUGGAAGCAGCUCGUCGCAGGUGCAGUAGCAGGUGCUGUGUCCCGUACCGGCACUGCCCCUCUGGACAGAAUGAAAGUCUUCAUGCAGGUCCACGCCUCCAAAUCCAACAACAUAAGCUUGGUGGGUGGUUUCAGGCAAAUGAUAGCAGAAGGAGGUUUAACGUCACUAUGGAGAGGCAAUGGCACCAAUGUUUUAAAGAUCGCACCUGAGACAGCCAUCAAAUUCAUGGCCUAUGAACAAUAUAAAAAGCUGUUAUCAUCAGAUGGUAAAAAAAUAGAGACAUACCAGAGGUUCAUGGCGGGCUCUUUGGCUGGUGCUACAGCUCAGACAGCGAUCUACCCUAUGGAGGUUUUGAAAACUAGACUGACGCUGAGGAAAACCGGCCAGUAUUCAGGAAUGUUUGACUGUGCCAAGAAGAUCCUGAAGAAUGAGGGGGUCAAGGCUUUCUACAAGGGCUAUGUUCCAAACUUACUGGGCAUCAUUCCUUAUGCUGGGAUAGACCUCGCAGUUUAUGAGACUCUGAAGACCACGUGGUUGUCAUACCACCCAAAAGACUCUGCUAACCCUGGAGUCCUGGUGUUGCUAGGCUGUGGGACAAUCUCUAGUACCUGUGGACAACUGGCCAGUUAUCCACUUGCACUUGUACGCACACGGAUGCAGGCACAAGCAACUCUGGAUGCAUCUGACCAGCCUUCCAUGAGCACUCUGAUGAAGAAGAUUCUAGCCAAAGAUGGUUUUUUUGGACUCUAUCGAGGCAUCUUGCCAAACUUCAUGAAAGUCAUCCCUGCUGUUAGCAUUAGUUAUGUGGUUUAUGAGUACAUGAAGAAUGGCUUGGGGAUCUCCAAAUGACACAGCAAACAAACAGAAAAGAAAAGCUUGUUUGCUUUGUCUGAACUAAAAGUUGUUGACUGAGAUGAUACCAAAAGGACAUCAAACAUACAGAGCAUGUCUUCUGCCAGCCGGAACAAAGGUUCAGCGGAUGGACGUUGUAUGCAGCUCCCUACGGGGGCUCUAUCUGUAGCUAAAGCAUUAAAUGUUUGUUAAGCAUGCUUUAAUUUUUAUACUGCCACACUUCUUCAUUUCACUAUAUGUUCAUCCAAAAUGAUGCUUGACACACAGUUAGUGCUAAAUGGAAAAAUCAUAACCAUGAGACUGUAUAACGGGUUUAUAAUUUAAGUUUUUAAUCUUUAAACUGUGACCAAAACAAGACACUUUGUAGGAAAGACUUGGCUGUGAUGAUACAUAGCAAA
This is a messenger RNA of Sphaeramia orbicularis (orbiculate cardinalfish), 2083 nucleotides long. RefSeq names its product calcium-binding mitochondrial carrier protein SCaMC-1-like. NCBI's taxonomy places the organism in Eukaryota, Metazoa, Chordata, Actinopteri, Kurtiformes, Apogonidae. Bases 255 to 1682 code for a protein of 475 amino acids. Gene Ontology annotation, biological process: transmembrane transport. The transcript is spliced from 10 exons. Gene Ontology annotation, molecular function: calcium ion binding. The record is from RefSeq and is a predicted model, not a curated record. Gene Ontology annotation, cellular component: mitochondrial inner membrane.